Messenger RNA from Pisolithus orientalis, 2008 nucleotides. RefSeq lists its product as uncharacterized. The transcript has 7 exons. The coding region runs from base 55 to 1677 and encodes 540 amino acids. The record is from RefSeq and is a predicted model, not a curated record. Lineage: Eukaryota; Fungi; Basidiomycota; Agaricomycetes; Boletales; Pisolithaceae.
GCACAAGCCCGUGACAACUCUCUUAACCACAUUCUACUUACACUUGGCUGCAACAUGUCUGCAGCGCAGCAGCUCGAAAAGAAAGGGCAUAUCUGUCCACCCUCAAAUGCUAAGCAUCCAUCCGAUAGAUGGGAGUCACUAUUCGUGUACUCCUUUAUAUGCAGGUUCACAAAUCUGCGUGGCAAGGUCGAGGGGCUGGAAACUCCAAUGGACUUCGAGAAUGCGCUGCUUCCCCGCGAACCCGAUCCGAUGCUCUCUAGGAUACUACAGCAGUUCAUCCUCAAUUUGCGACCACAGACGCGUAACUUGAGUGUAGACCAAAUAUCCUCUACAGUCUCCAACGUUCUUUCAGAAGCCUUCAAGAGCUCAGAAAGAACGGUGUUCUGGGACGACCAGCUGGGGGCAAACGUGGACCCUUUCGCCAAACUGGAAGGUGGUAUUUUUACCGCCGAUUGGGAUCUCAAACUCAAAAUUUUACGCCAACUGGUGGAACUGCAACUACAGCACUCUCAGGAGAUCAAGGGCGUUAUCGAUCGCUCGUGGGGCGUGACGCAAAAUAAGUACAAAAAAAAGGACGCCACAAAUGCCCCGCCCGAACCAGCGGACGCAAAGAGUCGGGAGAACCUGCAACUCGUUCCUAUCGGACAGGACUGUGCACGAAAGCGCUACUGGGUUGUGGAUGAUUCGCCACGGAUAUAUGUGUCAACCAACCCUUGGAAGGUCACGGCGACAUUCCAGACCGUGUCUUCAACGCGCGAGGAAUACCUCGCCGUGAUACAAAGUCUGAAGGCCUCCGCUCCGCAAGGCGCGAAGAAAAACAAGAUUGAACAGGCCCAUGUUGCUUUAAUACAGGCUCUAGAGAGUCGUGUCGAAGCCGUCGAAGCUGAACUAGCGCGUGUUCAAAGGGUCCGCCGAAAGAUCGAACAGAGACAUGUCCUUAUGGCCCAGGCAGAAAUUAGAGAAACUCGGACACGCCGUCAGACACGCCGUCCGGACUACGUAUACAACGACAUGGAGAGCGGCGAGGAUGACGCUGAUGAAUACGCAUUCGAGGAGGAGGAUGACGACGAAUUUGAACGCACCGAUGGUUCCCAUUCUCGUGAGAAACGGUCUACUCGCCGCGCAACGGGCCUGCAGGCACGACGGAGAUCUACGAGGGUUACAAGAGGCAAGCGCCCUUCGCCAGAAUUUUUGGCACACGAAUGGCGGGGUGAAAGACGGUCGACUCGCCUUGGAACGUCGGAAGAUACGCAACUUGACCGUCCGCCUAAACGAGCCCGGACAGAGGAGAGUGGGUCGAGUCCUGGGUCUGCUGCUGCAGGGAAUAUUCUCGCGCCGUCCACAACCAAUGGCAGUUCGAAGCCUAAGACGGACGGUGCUGCGGCAGUAAAACCGACCGAGAUUGCGGUUGAGCAGGUUGGCGGAAAGAAAAAGAGCAAGUAUUGGUUUUACGCGGUGGAGCCUAUCCAUCCGUCAGCGACGAAUGGGAGAACGACCGUGACCGGCAGCACAGCUUUGACCGCUACAAAUGGCCACCAUCACAACGGAGAUACGGGACCUCCCGCAACUAACGACGGUCAAUUUGCCACAGUCAACAGACACGGGGAAGACAUGGAUUUAGAUGGGUCCAUUGAUGAUAGUCCACCGCCUUUACCAGAGCAGCCAAGGCCACACUGAUUUUUUGAUACGGUUUGUCCCCAGGAGCCACUUCCCUUCCAAGCAUUUCCCUACAGGUUGUAUUUCAUCUUUCAUCCAUACCACCUACCAGCAUUGGUUUAAGCAUACUAUAGUCAGUCACUUUAUUCUCUUACACGACGUUAUCAUACAUCUCAGCGUUCUAACGAUGUCAAUGUUAUUCCAUGCUCUCGUAGUAAUUUAUGCACUUUUCCGACCUGUACCCGGUCUUGUUUAGCGUUGCGGGACCAAUAUAUGACUCCGAUAGUUGAAAGAAAACUGACUUGGAUGGGAUUCCGAAAUUUGGGGGUCGUCGGUGCUUCUUGGCGAGUUG